AUGUCUUUUCAUACUGAGAAAAUUGUGCCAAUAGGAGCAUUCUUGGAAAUUCUCGACGUCGCGUUCUUUCCAGGAAUAGGUGCACAGUUGAGUCAAAAUAGCUUGCAAUCGCGCGCUUGGUUGUGCUUGAAGUGGCACGAUGGACCCAGCGAUUGGGAUCAGGGCAGAACCCUCACUAGCUUCACUCAUCUCUGCAGUCCAAAUGAAGCUAGCGAGGGUCCCGUCUCGAUCUCAAUCGCUGGCUUCACCUCGCUGCUUCGAGUGCAUCCCUUCCUACAACUGCACCGAGCUUUAGGUGGUUUUGACACGACUAUAACCCAAGAUGUAGUCUGUGUCACAGUGCUAACGCGAAACGUCUACCAAUACAUGAAGAAAAGACCAAAGCAGCAAUUGAGGCUUCAGAUUACUGACGAGCCAACUCUGCACAAAUACGAUCGACGAAAUGGAACCGAAUAA
Messenger RNA from Necator americanus (New World hookworm), 456 nucleotides. RefSeq lists its product as uncharacterized. The transcript has a single exon. Lineage: Eukaryota; Metazoa; Nematoda; Chromadorea; Rhabditida; Ancylostomatidae. The record is from RefSeq and is a predicted model, not a curated record. The coding region runs from base 1 to 456 and encodes 151 amino acids.